UUGCGAUUAGACAAAUUAAUCCGCAUAAAUAUCGGAUUGCACACGUCGACCAACCGCAAACAUAUUCUAACGUAUGCUCAACAAAAUUCUGAUACUAUUUACCUGUCUGCUUCAGAAUACACUGCUGGGCUGAUUAAAUGUCGUCCUGAACCUCAUCACCAGGUCCACAAUUAUGCCAAAACCAUGAGACGCGUUGUUAUUACGGGUAUCGGCGCGAUUACGCCACUUGGUGUCGGAAUUCAAAAUAUCUGGCCUCGACUCCUUAAUAGUGAGUGUGGCAUUGUUAGUGUUGCACACUUAAAACCUUCAAAGCAGUGGCGAGAACUUCCAAGCCUAGUCGCAGGGCUCGUGCCUAAAGGACUUCGUGUCCACGGUAAAUGGUCCGCAUCUGAAUGGUUUUCCCCAAGUGAAGAGCGACGAAUAGCCAAGUUUACGCAAUAUGCCCUAGCUGCCACCCAAAUGGCCUUAGAAGAUAGUAGAUGGUAUCCUGAAAGACAGGAUGACAGGGAGCGCACGGGUGUGUGUUUAGGUAGUGGAAUCGGAAACCUAGAACAACUUUACCAGACGAGUAUUACAUUUGAGCAGCUCGGCUAUAAAAAAGUAUCCCCUCUUUUCGUGCCGCAGCUUCUCAUAAAUCUAGGAGCUGGUCAUAUCUCAAUGAAAUAUGGCUUUGAAGGGCCGAACCACGCCGUAUCGACAGCUUGCACUACUGGCGCACACGCUAUUGGAGAUGCUUCGCGCUUUAUAGCCUUUGGAGACGCUGAUGUAAUGAUUGCUGGUGGCUCCGAGUCUUGCAUUCAUCCCCUUGCUCUAGCAGGCUUUGCUCGAUCUCGCUCCCUCUCGACCAUGUUCAACGAGAAUCCAGAAUCCUCCUCCCGCCCCUUUGAUCGAGAUCGGUGUGGCUUUGUCAUUGCUGAAGGCGCGGGUGUUAUGAUUCUUGAAGAACUUGAACAUGCAAAAUCUCGCGAUGCUCCUAUCUAUGCCGAAAUACGAGGAUACGGUUGUAGUGGUGAUGCACAUCAUAUCACAGCACCGAGAAGCAAUGGAGCCGGAGCUUACUUGGCAAUGAAGCGGGCAUUGGUAAACUCCAACUUAGCGCCUCGAAAUGUGAGCUAUAUCAAUGCUCAUGCCACUAGUACGCAGCUUGGAGACGCAGCUGAAAAUGGAGCUAUUUUAAGGCUAAUGCUAGGAGAAAAUGGGGUAGAACAGGCACGGAGCAUCUCAGUGAGUAGUACAAAGGGGGCUAUAGGUCAUCUAUUGGGCGCCGCAGGUGCAGUUGAAGCAAUUUUCUCCGUCCUCGCGGUCAAGAAUAAUAUCAUACCUCCAACCUUAAACCUUCGCAAUCUCACCUCCGACUUUAGCUGCAACUACAUUCCCCUCUAUUCACAACAGAAAAAGGUUGAUGUAGCCUUAUCCAAUAGCUUUGGUUUUGGAGGAACCAAUGCGUCUCUGGUUUUCUCCAAGGUAUCCUGA
Messenger RNA from Blumeria graminis f. sp. triticale, 1473 nucleotides. The record is from the annotation of a GenBank genome assembly. Lineage: Eukaryota; Fungi; Ascomycota; Leotiomycetes; Helotiales; Erysiphaceae.